GCGUGCGCGCUCGCGCGGGGCGGAAGGCGCGCAGCAUCAACCAGCCAGAAUAGUUGCGGCGGCGGCGGCAGGAGCAGCGUGCUUUCCAGGGGCGCCGAUGGCCAAGUGGGGAGAGGGGGACCCGCGCUGGAUUGUGGAGCAGCGCGCGGACGCUACCAAUGUUAAUAACUGGCACUGGACAGAAAGAGAUGCAUCUAACUGGUCAUCAGAGAAGCUGAAAACUCUGCUUCUGUCUGUUAGAGCAGAAAAUGAAGAGGGAUCUUGUGAAGUGACAGAAGUGAAUAAGCUGGAUGGAGAGGCCUCUAUAAACAAUCGCAAAGGAAAGUUAAUUUUCUUCUAUGAGUGGAACAUCAAGAUGGCUUGGACUGGCAUCACAAACACAGGUGUGAAGUACAAGGGGCAUGUGGAGAUCCCCAAUCUUUCAGAUGAAAAUGAUAUUGAUGAUAUUGAAAUCAGUGUUACUCUAGCCAAAGAUGAGCCAGACACAAACCUGCUAGCCUUGAUGAAAAAAGAAGGUACAAAAAAGAUCGCCAAUGCUUUGGAAACUUAUAUCAGCACUCUGAAAACAGAGUUUACCCAAGGCAUGAUCCUGCCCACAAUGAAUGGUGAAGAGUCAGAGCCAACCCCCCUCCCUGUGUGUAAACCAGAACAACACAAGGCCUCCGAAUGCGCUGCUGGCAAUGCACUUAAAUCUAAAUCAGUUGGAGUCAAGAUUCCUACCUGUAAGAUAAAUUUGAAGGAAGUUUUCUUAACAUCCCCUGAUGAGCUAUACAGAGUAUUCAUUACACAAGAGCUGGUGCAAGCUUUUACUCACUCUCCUGCUGUUGUGGAGGCUGAUAAAGGGGGGAAAUUCCAGCUACUGGAUGGCAGCGUGACUGGAGAAUUCACUGAACUGGUUCCUGAGAAACAGAUUGCUAUGAAAUGGAGAUUUAAGUCAUGGCCUCAGGGGCACUUUGCAACCAUCAACUUGACCUUCAACGAUAAGGCUGGUGAAACAGAAGUCUGUCUGCAAGGGAAGGGCAUCCCAGCCAAUGAAGAGGAGAGAACAAGGGAGGGCUGGCAACGUUACUACUUUGGGGGUAUUAAACAGACGUUUGGCUAUGGAGCCCGCUUGCUUUAACACUGGCCACUGCGGAGAGUCUCCACCUGAAGAUUCUGCCGUGUGAACUGAUUGGCUUGUCUGUCCCUUUCUAUCCUCUGUUUUGCUGUUGUGAUGAGCAGGAUGAAGGCCACUGAGCUGCACAGAUUCCAGUCCUUCACUGUUUGUUCAUGUCUCCUGCUGCAGGGGAUUCCAAGGUGGAUUCUAAUAAAUGUACAUACGUCCAUAUGUCCAUAAAUAAAGAUAACUUAAAGGUGA
Messenger RNA from Heteronotia binoei (common prickly gecko), 1357 nucleotides. It is a transcript of the gene AHSA1, whose product is annotated as activator of HSP90 ATPase activity 1. The coding region runs from base 98 to 1120 and encodes 340 amino acids. Gene Ontology annotation, molecular function: protein-folding chaperone binding; ATPase activator activity. Gene Ontology annotation, biological process: protein folding; positive regulation of ATP-dependent activity. The transcript is spliced from 9 exons. Gene Ontology annotation, cellular component: cytosol. The record is from RefSeq and is a predicted model, not a curated record. NCBI's taxonomy places the organism in Eukaryota, Metazoa, Chordata, Lepidosauria, Squamata, Gekkonidae.